CACUGGGAUGCCGGGGAUACUCAACGGACUAUAAAAUUGUGGCACUCGAUUGUGGCCAGUGGGGACACGCGCCACACCUCGAAAAAUUCCAGCUUGAGCUCCUUGUCAACGCGAGCGGCAAGGCUUCAGCCCGAUCUUCUUGGUAAUACGACGACAACACUACGCCCUGUCGUAAGAACAUCAAUUGAGAUGGCCACUUCAAUCACCCUACGGCCGGUCGUUGGUCGGAUUAUCCAGCGAACGUCACAGCGCAGUCCUUCGGCAUGCCUGGCCUUGGCCACGGGGUCCUCGCCUAGCUCGGCGAGCGCCCCUUUCUCGACCACCGCCUACCUCGAGAUGCGCAAACCGAGGCGUGACAACAACCGUCUGCGAGGCCUCUCGGCGAUCAAACGCUCUGGCACCAAGGCGCGCAUGACAGUUGAUGGUAUCGAGCUGCCCGAGCCUGCCAAGUACAAUCCUGUGGACGACUUCAAGACGGAUCCCGAGCAUGGACUUUACGAUUUCUUCUACGACAAGGAGAAGGCGUUGUUAACACCCGAGGACGAGGCGCAACAUGGUCGGUCGUGGAACGUUGAGGAGCUACGGCACAAGAGCUGGGACGACCUGCAUACGCUGUGGUGGGCAUGUACCAAGGAGAGGAACAGAAUUGCAACGGCAAGCAGAGAGAGGACGAGGCUCAAGCUGAAGACUGGUGGAGAUGAGAGCCAAGCUAGGAUGCAGACCGUGUCCAGAACGAUGAAGUCCAUCAAGCAAGCGCUCACAGAAAGAUUCUACGCAUGGGAAGACGCAAGACAGCUUGCGGAAGAGGACCCUGAGGUUGACCUUGCUAACGCAGCCAACCCGUACACGCCACGCAACUACUUCGAGGAGGAAGUGACAGGUUCUGAAGCUCUCGGGGCUGUGCAAGAGACAGCCGACCUGUCUGCAUUACCAAAGGCACCGGAAGGCGAACCUGUGGCUAGAACAUGAUAGCAAUGCGGUGGGCGCAACAUUGAGAUGUAUUAUACAAGGCACUAUGAUGUAUAGAGACCGACAACUGGGAGUGCUGUACUGUACUCGUAUCGAGAAGCAAGAGACCUAUGAGAACGGAGACCUGCAGCGUGCUGCAUGUAAAUUUGUGUACAAUAUAUUAUAUGCUGGGGCGGGACCUGGUUGAAUCCUUGGGAAGAACGAAAGCACAUGAGCCAGACCAAACAUAGGUCUCGUCGUGUGUUUGGCCUGACCUGGUCUAGAUUUAUUGUGUAUGUACUCAGCUACCUGGAGCACAUGAUGUACACGGAUGGACUUCCUAGUGUCUGAGGACUUGUUGCAUAAUGUGAUGAUGGCCCAAACGCAAGCAAGACGCGAG
Molecule: messenger RNA, 1348 nt
Organism: Truncatella angustata
Lineage: Eukaryota; Fungi; Ascomycota; Sordariomycetes; Amphisphaeriales; Sporocadaceae
Product: mitochondrial 39-S ribosomal protein L47 (MRP-L47)-domain-containing protein
Exons: 2
Coding region: 190-969 (259 amino acids)
Biological process (GO): mitochondrial translation
Cellular component (GO): mitochondrial ribosome; mitochondrial large ribosomal subunit
Molecular function (GO): structural constituent of ribosome
Source: RefSeq, a predicted model, not a curated record